AUGGCAUUUAGGCUCCCACUCGAGAUCUUAUGCGAGAUAAUACGCCAUGUAGAACUGAAAUCUGAUCUUUACAACUGGUGCCUAGUAUCACGAGCUGCACGAGAUUUUGCGACUCCCCUCUUCUACAGAGAGAUCUGGGAUGCGACUUCCAUCGAACUCUCAAACGAAAGACGAAUAGAAAAUAUAGGAAAGUUCUCACAGUUGCCAUCGAACAGACUAGAGAAUGUCAAGAAGAUCGAGAUCAGAAAUCGCUAUCUAGGGGUAGAGUCCGAAAAGUCUGUUAACGAAAUGCUGGGUGCAAUUGAGUCUCUGACCAGGAAACUCCCUCGGCUCGAACAGUUCCAAUGGAAUUGCUACCUCCUUCCCCUGACCACCAUAGUCCCUGCCUUGCUUCAACUCAAGUCCCUCACUAGUCUGUGCAUUGAAUGUCCGAUGAAAAGAGACAUAUACAGAUUUGUGGAAAAUAGAGCGUUGGAAGAACAGAUUUGCAAAUUCCAGAACCUCCAAUCGUUGACCAUCCACGGCAUUUGGACUCCAAACUGCGCGUCGGCAAGACGUAUUGCCAGAGUAUUGAUAAACUCACCCAAACUGACGUCUCUCAGUUUAUCCUUGGACGAGCUCAGAUGUGAAGCUUGGGAAAGAAAUAACGAGACCAUCAUCAACGAGGAGGACGAGGCUUUCUGGGAGAACGAAGAGCAAGAUAUUGAGAUUCUUGAUUACUUCCCUGCCAUCUGUCGGGAGUUUCGUACUCCAACGCAAGAUCCCAGUACAGGCAAGCUCCAAUCAGUAGAAAUCCUGUUGCCGACAACAGCAUUACUGUCUUUAACCAAGUUAGAGCUUGGCGCCUGCUGCAUUCUGACUGAGGAUAUCCAUCUGUUGACGAACACUUCUGUUCUGGAACACAUCUAUAUUGAAAAUGUUGCCCAAGGAAUCUUCGCGUCGUCCAGCCCAUACUCCUUCUCUAAUUCAGCACUCUCUGCACUAGCCAAAUCAGCACCCAAACUACAAUCUAUCCGUUUCGAUACAUUCGAUUAUGAUUGCGACGCCACUGGCUUACAUCUACAAACGGAUUUUCCAGCACUAGAUAGUUUUUACGUCAGAGACGAGUACGAGGGCUUGGUGGAAGAGUUGGCCAGGUCCGGUGGCAUAGAAUUUCACGCUGCACAUUGGAGGAGAUUGGCGCUUGGAAAUCCAGAAGACAAUCAGAUUUCAGAACUUGAUGAUGAAUUUGAAACUUUACUUUCCGGACUCAUAGUCAAUUGUGUACAUUUGACACAUCUGCGAGUAGGUCUCAGAUGGAACGAUAUGUCACUGCUGCUUCAAUGUUUGACAAAACUUCCCCAGCUAAGGGAAAUCCACCUCACAGUCAAAGCAAACAACGAGUCCGAUUUGCAACCGAUGCAUGAUUAUUUGGUUCAGGACAUGUUCCAACAUCACCCUGGCCUUCGAAUUGCGAGUAUGAUAAAGUCCGAACCCGCAGGCAUUUCUCGGCGAGAAUGCUGGCGGCGCCGCUGGGAUGGUCUGCAAAGUGUUUCGAGGGAAGAAAUCCAUCUGAUGAAUCGAGACGGAUUUCCCCGUACUCUCACAGACUAUUGA
Molecule: messenger RNA, 1596 nt
Organism: Cadophora gregata
Lineage: Eukaryota; Fungi; Ascomycota; Leotiomycetes; Helotiales; Ploettnerulaceae
Exons: 4
Coding region: 1-1596 (531 amino acids)
Source: RefSeq, a predicted model, not a curated record